This is a messenger RNA of Lachancea sp. 'fantastica', 3900 nucleotides long. Lineage: Eukaryota; Fungi; Ascomycota; Saccharomycetes; Saccharomycetales; Saccharomycetaceae. The record is from the annotation of a GenBank genome assembly.
AUGGUCUCUAGGACACCCUUCGUUCACUAUCAAAAAACCGACCCCGGUGUGCUGCUAAGAUAUGCGGAAAACCUCUAUGAAAGUGGCACAUUUCACCAGUUUUUGACACCGCAGCAGCUUAUAGUGCUCGAUAGAGUGCUGAGAAUACAGGACCCUUCUUAUAAAAGCGAUGUGUGGCUAGAGCUCAUCAACAGUAAUAUUGCGCUAGAAGUGGUCAAAAAACUGGAACAAAAGAUGAAUGAUCGCCCGUCUGGUGAAAAUCCUGUUGCCGAAAAUAUCGAACAGGACAGUGGAAAUGCAUCUGGCAUCGCAACACCAUUUGCAAAAACGCCCCAUGUUAUCACAACCUCGAGCUCUGUGCAGAAAGCUGAAGAAGAAGCAGAGACUCCGAAAAAGGAAUCUGAACUAUCUUUGGAAGCUGACUUUUCUGAAGUAGACUUGGAAAACUUACAGCAACAGAUGAGCGGAGUGGAGUUCAUAGGUAAUCUCGCCUUGAAAAUCAGAUACGUUUUGUGGCAAAGUGCCAUAGAUCCACUGUACCAGCCUUCCUCUGAAGAAUUGCAUCAAGCUUUGCCAUUAGAGACAAUAACGCCUGAAAACACGAAAUCACCAGAACCGGUGAUAGGCCAAAAUCGAGCGAUAGACUCACGAAAAGAGGAACAGGAAGACACGGAUUAUGAUGAUGACGAAGAAGACGACAAAAAUUCUGGAGACAAUCAGCAAUCCCAUAUUGAAGACUCACAGGAUAGCUCAAAGCCCGAUGAAAUUCGGGCAUCUUACGAUGACAAUGGACGCUUAAUAUUCGUGCUUGAAAUAUCAAGAGACACAUUGUUGGAUCUGGGUGUCACAAAUACACAAGCCGUCAUCGAAAGCUUCAAUAAAAUCUAUCACAGUUUUGAAAACGAUCGCGAGACUCUAUUAAAGCGGCUAAAGCUGGAGGAGAGCGACAAGCUGCUUGAACCGACCAAAAAGAGAUCGAGGAGUGAAACGGGCGAUUUAAGUAACGAAGAUAUGAAGGCCCCGACGUCUUCAGAAUCAGACUUUAAGAAGUCCAAAAUGCAAAGUUCGGACGCUCCUGCGUUGUCUGUGAAUCUCGGAUCCGCGAACCUUUCUCUCAAACAUCUUUUGGCCUCCAUCCAGGACAACAAAUCGAAACUCAAUAUAACCGACUAUGAACUGAGGCAUUUGGUCAUGGACGUCAAGAAGAACCGAUCGAAGUGGGCUUCCGACGAUAAAAUAGGUCAAGAAGAAUUAUACGAUGCAUGCGAAAAGGUCGUGUUGGAGCUCCGCAAUUUCACGGAACACUCUACAGCGUUUCUCAACAAAGUCAGUAAGAGGGAGGCCCCCAAUUAUUAUCAGAUUAUCAAAAGACCAAUGGACCUGAACACAGUUUUGAAAAAGCUCAAAACGUAUCAGUACAAUUCUAAACAAGAAUUUGUGGAUGAUGUGAUGCUCAUUUGGAAAAACUGUCUUACGUACAAUUCGGACCCUAAGCAUUUUCUGCGAACACACGCAAUAGCCAUGCAGAAGAAGUCGCUGACACUCAUUCCGCUGAUACCAGAUAUUACAAUCAGAGACCGAUCCGAGGUGGAGAAAGAAUUAGAGGACAUAGACAAGGAUAAUGAUAAAGAAGAAGAAGCUGAGGAAGAAGCUUCUGGAACGGGAAGAAAGGGGGGAAAUGUCCGUGGGAUAAAGCAGGAUGGCGAAGAGAAGGAAUCUCAUGCAUCUACAGAGCAUACUGGUACGAAGAAGGCUAUAGAUGGGCAUUCGAACUCAGAAAAUACUUCAAAUACCGAUCGAAGUGAGGAUGCCAAUGCUUUCUCUCAGGACGCCAGCGUGAAUAUCUCUAACACAAAGGAAUCCCAGGAAGAUCAUGAAGAGUUGAAGGAUCAAAUCCAGACUGGUAAGCAUGUAAGGAAUGAAGUUUCGGAGCAGGCUGCUGAAGCGAAUAAUUCAAGUGCUCCGAAUAUUUUGUCCGAAUCACAGAAAGCGAUUCAGGGAGUGAAAGAGUCUUCUGAGGUAGAAGAAGAAGAAGAAGAAGAAGAAGAAGAGGAUGAAGAAGACGAAGAAGGUGACAUGGAAACCAAUAUGUAUUUGGUGGAAAAGGAUGAUGACAGAGACGACUUAGAGCUCUCUACUUGGAAAAAUGCCACUGCGAGUGUUCGAGCGGAGUUGUGUAUCAAAAGAGCUGGUUUAUUCACUGAUAACACCAUGAAUCCGAAAGCGCCGGCCAUACUCAGGAAUCCUGGGAAAAUGAAAGAUUUUGACCAGCUGGUCAAGGAAUACAAAGAUCAGCAGGACGCUGAGAUGCAAAGGCGCAAGCUGGAACAGGAGUCGAUAAUGAAAAAUGGCUUUGGCACAGUCGUAAAGCAGGAAGAGGAAGAAACUGCAUCAUUGCAGGCACAGCAGCCUUCGGGUAUGAGCAACGAUAAUGAGGUCGAGAAAGCGUCUACCGAGAUUGAACUCGAUGAUGUAAAUGUUUUGAGCGAGUAUAAUGUUGCCAAUGCGGUUCCCAAGAUUGGAUACACUGGGCUGGACGAUAAAGCCAUUGAUGAUGAGGAAAGCAAACUUGUUGAAUCGAUACUCUCUCAGGGCAAUCUACCGGAGACUUCAUAUCUGGCAAACAAAAAUAAAGGAUUGAAUCCGAAGAUAAAUGCCAAUAUCCGGUUGAUUCAAGAAGUAAGGCACAUUUGCCACAAGAUUGCUUUGAUAAGAAUGUUGCAAAAUCCUCAGACCUCCUCUCAAGUGAGGAAUAACUCUACAAAUCCUAACGGCCAGAUAUGGGACACUCACAAGUACAAGUUCACCUCAAUCGAUGAUGACUUAGAUUUGGAUCCCGUUUCUAGGCUGCCGACACGAAACAACAAACAAGACAAACAUCUGAUUUGCCGCUUGAUGCAUAAGAAUGUAUCAAAAAUCGCAAUGUCAAAUGGAUUUGAAAGCUCUCAGCCGGUAGCGAUAUCAAUGCUCACCGAAAUUGCCGGAGAAUACCUUUCCAAUUUGGUGAAGACUGUAAAAAUCCACCAUGAAAGUAAUUCGCUAAAUCCCAAAAAGCCGUACGAGAUCUUACAAAUGUCUUUGUUGGAGAAUGGCAUAAAGAAACCGGAUGACCUGUAUUCAUACAUGGAGGCCGAGUUUGUGAAGAAGAAUAACAAAUUGAAGGACAUAAAGCUGAAGCUCAAUAAUUUUCUCAAAGAGCUUUUGCGCCCGACGCUACAAGACCUUUCUGAAAAGAACUUCGAAGAUGAAAGUCAAAGUUUUAUGACUGGCGAUUUCUCGAGUGAAAUUACCGGAGAGGACUUCUUUGGUUUCAGAGAUUUGGGUCUGGAUCGUGAAUUUGGGGUUUUGAGUAAUUCGGUACCUAUGCAACUCUUGACUUUUCAAUUUCAAGGCAAGGGUUCUGAGGACAAAGUGCAGGACAAGAAGAUUCAGCCUGAAGAAUUUAAUGAUGUCACCUACGCCGAAAUCCCAACCAUUGAUGUGGAGGAUGGUAAAUUCUGGCCCACGUUGCAGCCUCUUUUGGAAAAGGCUCUUGUCCGCUUCAAAGCAUACAAUGCCAAGGUUGGAAAAUCAAAAGCCAGCGACGGGAGUCCGAAGGAGGAAAGUGUUGACGUGGCAACACAGAUUUUAACCGAAGACGAUGAAAGGCCAUCUAAAUCGAAGUCGUCUGGAAAACCAAGAUUACCACCUACCGGGAAAAUCAGCACCAACUACAGGAAAAAACCCAUAUCCGACGCAUUCUACGCUCCUGACAUUCCCCGGGACCCGGUCGUCCCCAAAUUAGAAGACGGAAAUGAAGAUGGUGACUUAAAGAUUCCGAAGGUGAACAGUGUACAAUCCAACGGCUCAACCGAUGACCAUGAAUCUUUUAUGCUGAGUUUACCCAAAGUUUCCGAAUGA